UAACAUAACGUAACGUCAAAUUAACCAAACCAAAACCAAUGAAAGCAGAAAGACUGAAAGUGGUGACAUUUACGUUGAAGUGGAAUAAUAUAAAACAAAAGAAAUAUCUUUGUUGGCUUUAAGUAAACACUUGAACUAUCGUUUACACUUAAAAUAGCACGUAGAAUAAUUCAAUAAAAAUGAAUAGUUUGCUACGUAGAAGUAUUUUUCCAAUUUAUAACAAUUCAUUAAAAUUAACAUGCCGAUCAUUUGCCGAAGUUCCUGUUAAAGAAAAAAUUGACGAAAUAGUUAAAAAAAAUAAAGUAGUAGUAUUCAUGAAGGGUGUACCAGAAGCGCCACGAUGUGGAUUCAGCAAUGCCGUCGUACAGAUAAUGAGGAUGCACGCAGUACCUUAUGAUAGUCACGAUGUCCUAUCUGACGAAAAUCUCAGACAAGGUAUUAAAGACUAUUCAAACUGGCCAACAAUUCCACAAGUUUUCAUAAAUGGAGAAUUUGUUGGAGGUUGUGACAUCAUGCUACAAAUGCACCAGUCCGGUGAACUUAUUGAAGAACUCAAAAAGGUUGGUAUAAAGAGUGCGCUACUAGAAAUGUACGUACGGUGACAAAAAAAAUCACAU
Molecule: messenger RNA, 617 nt
Organism: Trichoplusia ni (cabbage looper)
Lineage: Eukaryota; Metazoa; Arthropoda; Insecta; Lepidoptera; Noctuidae
Product: glutaredoxin-related protein 5, mitochondrial-like
Exons: 2
Coding region: 180-602 (140 amino acids)
Source: RefSeq, a predicted model, not a curated record